Suillus discolor is the source of this 1549-nucleotide messenger RNA. RefSeq lists its product as uncharacterized. The transcript has 15 exons. The record is from RefSeq and is a predicted model, not a curated record. Lineage: Eukaryota; Fungi; Basidiomycota; Agaricomycetes; Boletales; Suillaceae. Bases 1 to 1191 code for a protein of 396 amino acids.
AUGGGGGAACUGGAAACAGCUCAACAUUUUAUCUACAUCACACAGGUCUACUUUUGCUAUGCUGUCAUUGUCUGGGACUGGGCCGUCAGCUUGCCUAGAGAAUGGACUUUUAUCUGGAAGACUCAUUGGACGCCCGUUAAGACUGCAUAUCUCUUCUGUCGCUACUGGGUUAUCGCCGUCGUUCCGUAUCUUUUAUAUGCUUUUGUCACCAACCACACCGAAGCAGAGUGCCAAAGAAUUUACAAGAUUCCUGUCGCAUUGGCCAUGUGGAACCAAGUCGGGUCCGAAUCUGUUCUGCUCAUUCGUACUUACGCAUUUUUCAACCGUAACAACUACCUCCUGGCAGCACUUGUAUGUGCGCUAGCUGGUGUCGUCGGGUAUCAACUUUUCGUCGAUACUUCUGAAAUGAUGCUUCUUCCGUUUGUCACUCCACCCUUUACGGAGGGGCCAUGUUUCCCCAUUUCUAGGCCCCAUUCAGCUCACUUGCUCGGUUUCUUUAUUGCCCCACUUCUGUUCGACACUAUCGUUACCGCUAUCACUGUCUGGAAAGCAUUUGCGAUUCGCCGCCGCAGUGGCGGACCAAGUAGCAAACUCAUUCAAACUUUUCUUCGAGAAGGUGUCUUCUACUAUAUUCUGAUCUCUAUUGCCAACUUGAUCAAUGGGAUUUUCUACCUUCAACCUCGUCAAGUGAUGUCUGCGCUCAACAUCCCACUCAGCGUUAUGAUGGCGCCAUUGUUGGCAUGUCGUUUGAUCCUUGAUCUUCGUGAACGUGGCGCAGAGACCGUUUCCCAUUCAGAAGGAACGGGUGUUAGCGCAUUUGCAACAAAAUCCGGUGUAGUUACCUCCCAUUCUGGUCACCGUGGAAAGCCUGGCCGCGGACGCCACCGCGGCCCAGGCUCAACCAUCGCUUCAAACAUUAUGUUGAGCACUAUAGGGAGCAUCCAGCCCGAUCUUGAAGCAGCUGAGGUGGAGCUCGACGAGAUGCACUUUGAGCUCGGGGUGGGCUAUAGUGGAGAUAGCACGCGCUCAUUGGGUUCGGUGGAAAAUGCCACACCAGCUCCCGCCUAUAACUCGAUCGAGAUGGGAUUUAGUGCUCGGCCAGGAAGCGCGACUGACGAGAGUGGAGCAGCUGGCAUGUCGGCCAUCUCAGGGAUCAGGAUUGACGUAGAGAAGACGACAUCCACGAUAUGAGGAUCAUAUAUCCAAAUGAGCACCAGCCGGCUCUGCGCUCUCCCAUUCAAAUUCCCAUUUCUGCUCCGGAUCGCAUUGCAUUGCAUUGCAUUGAUUCUAGAUUCUCAUUGAUAUCCACGCAAAGGACGGUUCGUGCAUUCUGCACUUGCAUUUACUAGACUACGCCAUGCUGUCUCUCGGAACUCGUGCAGCGCGUACUUACAUCAACGUUUAAUCAUGUACUUUUAGCUUUCCCCGGUCCCGGACUACCCAAGGUUUUCAAGUACAUAAAAACACCCCGGGUUUCUACCCGUUUCUGUCUUUCUGUCCAUUGAUACUCGUUCUGUCUAUACCAUGUAUUUUUGUAACCCAAUACGCA